AUGUCUUCGGAGCUCAAGUAUACUAAGAACACACAGCUGGAGAAUCUGCACGCCCGCUAUACAGGCACAGGCAAUGCAGACAUCACCAAGUACGAAUGGAAUACGCAUCAGCAUCGAGACACGUACGCAUCCAUCGUCGGCCAUCCUCCUCUGCUGCAGUACAGCGCUCUGGCAGACGGCGAGUCGAUUGGCAGAGCAAAGUUUGAGAUGACCGAGAGGAUGCUGCAGCCCUGUGGACCACCACCGCCGCGAGAUGAUGACUAG
Mixia osmundae IAM 14324 is the source of this 264-nucleotide messenger RNA. RefSeq lists its product as uncharacterized. NCBI's taxonomy places the organism in Eukaryota, Fungi, Basidiomycota, Mixiomycetes, Mixiales, Mixiaceae. Gene Ontology annotation, biological process: mRNA splicing, via spliceosome. The transcript has 6 exons. The record is from RefSeq and is a predicted model, not a curated record. The coding region runs from base 1 to 264 and encodes 87 amino acids. Gene Ontology annotation, cellular component: precatalytic spliceosome; U2 snRNP.